Messenger RNA from Drosophila subpulchrella, 533 nucleotides. RefSeq lists its product as uncharacterized. The transcript is spliced from 2 exons. Bases 1 to 399 code for a protein of 132 amino acids. NCBI's taxonomy places the organism in Eukaryota, Metazoa, Arthropoda, Insecta, Diptera, Drosophilidae. The record is from RefSeq and is a predicted model, not a curated record.
AUGGGCAUCCAGAACUAUUACAGCAAUCUGAAGGACAAAAUCCAGAAGAUCACAAAAAAGGAGGAACAAACCAGGGAAAUGGUCAACCCACCUCAAAUGCAUAAUCUUGGCGAGGAAAUACGUCAAUUGGUGCAUUCCAAAUCCUUCGAGAACGCCUACAGUACUGCCGCCCCCUUUCUAUUUGCCAGCUUAGGGGCGUGGCCUGGUUAUUGGCUGUUCAGAGGAAUGGAUUAUCACGUACAUCGGUCGCAUAUUCCAUUGCCCAUCUAUAUAAGACAGACAUACUAUCAAGCCAAAGUGGUGCAGCUUUUUAUUAUAUUGGCUGGCACGUAUACAGUUUUUAGAAAUAAUCGCAAUAAACUGCGAUUGAUGAACACAAAUAGCGUGGGUGAAUCUUAAAACCUUGGAAAAACUAGCAAUGGAAGUCCUUAAACCUGGUUUCAAAGAAAAUACAAAAGCAGAACAUCUGGAGCUGAACUUUUAAUUUGAGAAACACAAUUUGAACAUGUUUAAAAUAAAUUUCAGACUCAGAA